Messenger RNA from Balaenoptera ricei (Rice's whale), 2557 nucleotides. RefSeq names its product phospholipid-transporting ATPase IB-like. Gene Ontology annotation, cellular component: plasma membrane. Gene Ontology annotation, biological process: neuron development; phospholipid translocation. The record is from RefSeq and is a predicted model, not a curated record. NCBI's taxonomy places the organism in Eukaryota, Metazoa, Chordata, Mammalia, Artiodactyla, Balaenopteridae. Gene Ontology annotation, molecular function: nucleotide binding; ATPase-coupled intramembrane lipid carrier activity.
AUGCUUUCCACUAUAAUCCACUGGUUUUGUUUGUUGUCCUUUUUGGUGUGUGGUCGCACGCUAUUGCGCAGAACGCAGUCGAGUCACCCCCUCAGGAGAUCCAAAGUUGAGAACGUGACCAAUGUGCAGAUCCUCGUGGUGUCCCUGCUGCUCUUGGUCAUGUCCUUGGUGAGCUGUGUGGGAGCCAUAUUCUGGAAUGACGGAUACGGCAGAGCAGACAUCUGGUACAUCGGGAAUAAGGAUUACGACUCCCACAGCUUUGGGUUUGACAUUUUGGCGUUCAUCAUUCUGUACCAUAAUCUCAUCCCCAUCAUUCCGCUGGCCACUCUGGAAACUGUGAAAUACAUUCAGGCCCUGUUUAUAAACUGGGAUGAAGAUAUGCAUUUUAAGGGCAAUAAUGUCUACGCCAUGGCCAGAACAUCCAAUCUCAAUGAAGAGCUCGGGCAGAUUAUGAUUUUCCAUCUUUCAAUUAAUUGGAGGCCACAUAUAAAUUAUGGUGAAAGGCAGAAUUUUGGAAUUAAACUUCCUGAGUGUGAAUCCUGGUUUCACCAUUUACCAGCAGAGACAAGGACUCCACAAGAAAAGAAAAUUACAGGCCAGUUUGAUGACUUGAAGUUUACUUUGUGUAUUACCAUAGUAUUUCACCUCCAGUGUACAACAAAGAGAAGAGUGAAAUACUUAUUCUCUGAUAAAACAGGGACCCUCACGUGCAAUAUUAUGACAUUUAAGAAGUGUACCAUUGCUGGUAUAAUUUAUGGAAAUCAGUCAGACAGAAGUGCUGCUGGUGAAGAAAACUUAAGUCAGUCACCUUGUCCCAUCCCAGAGUCCUAUGAAUUCAGUGACCCAACAUUAUUGCAGAACUUUGAGAAUGACCAUCCCACGAAAGACUAUAUAAAGGAAUUUCUUACCCUGUUGUGCGCGUGCCACACUGCGGUUCCAGAGAGAGACGGAAAUGAUAUAAGCUACCAGGCCUCCUCCCCAGAUGAAGCAGCUUUAGUGAAAGGAGCAAGUAAACUUGGCUUUGUUUUCACUACAAGAACAUCGUACUCUGUCAUCGUAGAAGCUAUGGGAGAAGAAUUCACAUUUGAAAUUCUUAAUGUCCUGGAAUUUUCUAGUACUGGAAAGAGGAUAUCUGUAAUUGUGCGAACUCCUACAGGACAGCUCCGGCUCUACUGCAAAGCGGCUGAUUCAGUGACUUAUGAGAGACUUUCAGAAGAUUCUCUCUUUGCGGAGGAGACUUUAGCCCAUCUGGAAUGUUUUGCCAAAGAAGGUUAUUACAAGAUAUUGAAUAUAGUUCCCUCUGUCCCUCUGCUAUACAUAAAAACAAAUACCUCUUUCAAAAAACGUCUAGAGCAUAUUCCUGUAAACUGUUAUCAGGUCAAAUGCCUCAUAUUCAAAUUGAAUGCAAAUUCAUUAGAGGCAACACAACAAGUGAUUAAUCAGAACUGCCAAGAUCUUGGAGCCUUGUUAGGUAGACAAAAUGACCUGGCCCUAAUCAUUGAUGGAACUGGUGAAAACAACUGGGUAUGGAACUGGCUGAAACUGUUACUUACAAGAGGAGUGGAGGGCGGUAAAAAAGAAGAGUUAUCUCCCCUCCAGAAGGCUGAGAUAGUGGAUAUGGUUAAGGAACAUGUAAAGGCCAUCACCCUGGCCAUCGGGGACCAGACGGCCCACGUGGGUGUGGGAAUCAGUGGGAACGAGGGCAUGCAGGCCACCAACAACUCGGAUUAUGCCAUCGCACAGUUUAGCUACUUAGAGAAGCUUCUGUUGGUUUAUGGAACUUGGAAUUAUUUUCGAGUGACCAAAUGCAUAUUGUAUCGUUUGUACAAGAAUGUUGUGUUAUACAUCAUUGAGCUUUGGUUCGCCUUUGUUAAUGGAUUUUCUGGGCAGAUUUUAUUUGAACGUUGGUGCAUCGGCUUGUACACCGUGAUUUUCCACGUCACUGCCACCUAUUACUCUGGGAAUCUUUGAACAGUGUUGCAGUCAGGAGAGCCUGCUUAGGUAUCCACAACUCUACACAAUUUCUCAGACAGGUGAUAUUUUCAAUAUAAAGGUGCUUUGGAUUCAAUGUAUAAAUGCUUUGGUCCAUUCCUUCAUUCUCUUCUGGUUGCCCACAAAAAUGCUGGAACAUGGUGGGUACGCAUUUUCUCAAGUAGAACACGCUGUGAUUUCUCAGGAAGAACUAGUCCGUUCUUAUGACACCACCAAAAGCAAACCCCGGAGGACUUUUACUUCUGCCUUUUCCAAGUCCAUCACUGAGUAAGAUGUGGGUCCCUGUGUCCCGCACUUUCCUGUCCUCCCCUGAGAUGGCUACAGCGAGCCAAUACUCCUCAACACCCCUUCCUGUGACUGGCCAGUUUGUUAUUUAUGGAUCGACUGGGUCAUGAUUCCUGGGUGUAAAUAAUGGAGGAAACCUAUUGGCUUUUUCUUAAUUUAGCUUCAAUGUUUUACCUAAUUUAUUUAUUUUUCUGUGGCUGUGAGAUGAUUUAUCAGUUCAGUCUAAAGUAUAAAAUUAAAAGCAUUAUGUUUUACCAAAAUUUAAACUUUGGUACAAGUU